AUGGAGACGUGGCACGGUAUAAUCAAUUCGCCGAACGAUGCGCUUUUGCUUUUUGAGGCGUGUCGGCUUGGUCACAUGAAGCGGAUUCAGAGGCGGCUGUCGGAUUCGGAGCGCAUAGCGUAUGUCAAGUCGGGGGCGAUUUUCCUGUGGGAUGAGGAGGAGAGUGGUAUCAAAAGGUGGACAGAUGGAAAGCACUGGUCUCCAUCACGUAUCAACGGCAGUUUCCUCAUCUACCGUGAGGUCGAGCCUCGCAAGAGCAAGAUCCCAGGGAUGGACGAUCGCAUCGAGUACGUGAUCAAGGAAGAUGGCUUAACCAAGAAGGCCAUCUCCAUCACCACCUCCGACGGGCGCCGACAGCACCUGGUCUCAUAUUACCUCCGAGCGGACCUCAACCAGCGGAUCCUUGACCCACCGUCGUCGAUCCCUUCGUUCUCUGAGCUCGUCAUAUCGACCGAAAUAUACCCCGAGUUCAUGCCG
Messenger RNA from Fimicolochytrium jonesii, 477 nucleotides. Its product is annotated as camp independent regulatory protein. NCBI's taxonomy places the organism in Eukaryota, Fungi, Chytridiomycota, Chytridiomycetes, Spizellomycetales, Powellomycetaceae. The transcript has 2 exons. Gene Ontology annotation, molecular function: DNA binding. The record is from RefSeq and is a predicted model, not a curated record. The annotation marks the transcript as partial.